UCUUGAUUCGUGGAAUCAUGCACAUUGAAAAUGCCAUUCUUUUAACAUACUUCUCAAUGCUAUACAUAUUCCAUUCCGUGGAGUGAUAUCAUUGAUACUCUUCUGUAUUAAAUAUUACUGGAUAAACUUUAAGACGAAAUCAACCGACAGUAUUUACUGGUUAGUUUCACGUUCAGAUUUCAUUUAAGGAAAGUGCACAAGUUCAACUUACUGCGUUCGUCUUGAAAGAAUCAAAAUUCAAUCGGCGUUCAAGUUUUUGUUUGUGUAUUUCAAGUUAAAAUUCACUACUGACAAGUUAUUUAACUUUGCAAAGAGGAGUGAGUGAGUCAGUAACAAGGACAUUACACUGUUUGUGUCAAUUUUGUAUUUAUGUGUGUAACGUUAAGUCAGCUCAUUUAACAAAGACUAUUAUAAAUAAAUAUUAUAAUGCAUGGGAAAUAUGUCGUGUUUACCUUUUUUGUGCACAGUGAGGUUACAUUAUGCGAAUAUAAUAUUUGGUCAAUGUGAAUGUGAAGGUCUUAUGCAAAAAAUUUACACCCACACAUUUAUUUAUUCAGUGGUAACAUAACAUCCAUGGAAUAAGAUAUUGGAAAUAUUUUCCAUGCUCUCAGGUUCAGUUUAACCAUAAAUGUGAGCAGACAGACACAGCCUUCUCUUAUGCUCAAUAUUAAAAAUUCGCACUGCGAAUUAGUGAUUAGUUAUUUGCCAAUAUUUUGCCAAAGUUUAGUGACUGGAUUGAUAUUUUUAUCCCGUCGAGAAAUAAACCCGUAUACGAUUACAAGAUUAACAGACACAUUUAAUUAUAAUUACUCAUUUUGCAUGCAUAUGUGUAUACGAUGAGUAAUUUAUGUUUAUGAGGGGAUAGAUAACAUAACAUCCUAAAUUAUUUGCAUAUUUGGGCCUGGCUCGUUUCUGUGACUAAUCAACAAUUUAAUUUUGCCCUGCAAAAGUAACAAUUCUUGUGCUCAGUGUAAUUUUGUGGAUAAAAGUGUCAAAUUUUUGUAAAAAUUAAGAAAAAAUGACUUCCCAAACGAAUAACUCUCGAAGUCUGACUCACAAACGGAUCCUUAUCACAGACGUGGAAAAUGAAUUUGGAAAAGAGCUCUACACCGCGUUGCGAAUUGAAGGCUGUCUGAUUUUCACCUUUGUUCGAGAACUCUGCCGUUUGGCGAAUGUCAUGUCGGAGUUUCCCGACCUCGUCCCCGUCCUUCUCGACCCCACGGCUGCCACCACGGCGGGCGACGAGGGGCACAAACUCCUCUCCAGUUUCCCCUCCUUGGACCACGUCGUCAAUCUUUCGGGCGACCCAGGACUCGAAAUCGUCUCACGAGCACUCGGAAGUUGGAAAAUUCACGACUUUGGCGAAAACAAGACGAAACCAUUAAUUUCAAAAAUGAAGGAUGCCGGAAAUAGUCAAAACCUGAUUUUUCACUCGUCCGCAGGGAAUCAGAACCUCAUGAGCAAACUAAAAGCAAAUCUAAACCCUCGCUACACUGAUUCCGCGACCGCCCAAGUUUCCACCAGUGUUCGGAAAUCCUUCAAAAAAUUCUUCUCAGGAUCUACCACAACUUCAGAGACGAAUAAUAGUCACCCUCCUCCCGCCACAAGUAGCACGCUGGCACAAUCCGUCACUUCCGGAAAUAAGCAUGCCAACGAAUUCGCCUCGAUUGCAGCCACAUUAUCGCAAAAGGUCAAACCCACCAAAGAAUCGCCUCCAUCGUCCUCCUCUCCUUCGCCACGAUCCACCCCGACGCCCAGUUCGACACUUCCACCUUCCACCAAAGGUCUGGAAACUCUGCCCGAAAAGAAUGAAAAAAUCCGCUCCAGUAUGCUCAAAGUUAACAAGAAAACGGUCAAGAAAUGGGCAAAACUGUUAAAAAAUAUGGAAAAAGAUCAAUUCUCACAGUUAAAACAGCUCGACAAAAAUCUCACUACGUUCAAAAAGUCGGAGAAAAAGUCCCUCAUGGCGCAAAAUGCGGGCGCCAACGCGGCCACCGCCGCCCGAUCGGAUGUCCUCUCAGCCGAUACGACGAAUCGAAUCAUGGCGUCACGCGAGGCCAGAGUGGAUCGCGAAGUGGAUAAAAAAGUCGAAUCGAGGAGGGACGCUGACACGCAGAAAAUCGCGGACGAGAAGAAAAUCAAGAUGGAAACUUUGACGAGGAAGCUUUACAGGAAAACGGUAGUGAAACAGAUUGCAGAAUUUAACAAGAUUAAGCAAAAGUACUUGGUGUAAAUGUAGUUUUUUUUUGCGAAUUCAAAUUUUUUGUACAACGAAAAGAUUUGUAUUUCCUAAUAAUUUUUGUACAAUUAAUGAGAGAUACAGAAUCAUGGAGUAAUAAAUUACAAACUUUUUUUUAAUUACUAACAUAAA
Messenger RNA from Folsomia candida, 2371 nucleotides. RefSeq lists its product as uncharacterized. Lineage: Eukaryota; Metazoa; Arthropoda; Collembola; Entomobryomorpha; Isotomidae. The record is from RefSeq and is a predicted model, not a curated record. The coding region runs from base 1019 to 2233 and encodes 404 amino acids. The transcript is spliced from 4 exons.